Messenger RNA from Drosophila busckii, 3630 nucleotides. It is a transcript of the gene amon, whose product is annotated as neuroendocrine convertase 2. Gene Ontology annotation, cellular component: Golgi membrane; trans-Golgi network. Lineage: Eukaryota; Metazoa; Arthropoda; Insecta; Diptera; Drosophilidae. The coding region runs from base 431 to 2437 and encodes 668 amino acids. Gene Ontology annotation, biological process: protein processing. The transcript is spliced from 12 exons. The record is from RefSeq and is a predicted model, not a curated record. Gene Ontology annotation, molecular function: serine-type endopeptidase activity.
GUUAUAAAACAAAAUAGAAAUACAUAAAUAAAGCCCCAAAAGCAAAGAAAAUAUUAAAAAACUUUAAGUAAAAGACAGUGCAAGUCGUUGUGUGUGCAAUUGCGUAUUAAAAACAAAGCACGUGUUGCCGGCCAAUUGCAGUUUUGGCUUAUGGAUUUUACGCUGUGUGUUAAGUGAAGCGCGGAAUUUAUUUUUGACACGCUGCUUGCUGCAUACUCAACCCCCAAAAAAAGACGCACACACACGCUCCAAAAAAAAAGGAAUUUUUUUUUGGUCAAAACAGCCACAACAACAAGUAAAGUGUGCACGUAUUUGUGGCGCCAGCGUUGCCCCAUCGUCACCAGCCAAAUAAUCAAAAUCAAACAACAAAUAAAACAGCAAGCAAAACCAAAAGCAGCGAAACUUGCAGCAAGCGCCAAACGCUUGAGAAAUGUUUAUAGCCGCAGCUGCAUGGAGCUUGGCUGCUUCAUGGCGACUGCUGGGCAUCGGUAUGCUGUCAAUGGUGGUGCUGCUAUCGCCGCUGCUGAUGUCCCAGGCGAGCGCUGGAGCGGGCGCUGGUGCGGGCACUGGUCUAUUGGGCAAUCAGGGAGUGUUCACUAGCUCGUUUCUGGUGCGCUUUCGUCGCUCCGUUGGCAAUGAAUUCGCCCACAAGGUGGCCGAUAAGUAUGGCUUCGACAAUCUGGGACCGCUGGUAGGCGCUGCUGGACAGGAAUACCAUUUCAAGCAUAGAACCUUGCCGCAUGCUCGCUCACGUCGCAGUCUAACGCAUACACGCGCGCUCAAGAGCCAUCCCUCGGUGCAUACGGCCGUACAACAGCCGGGCUUUCGUCGCGUUAAGCGUGGCCUGCGCCCGCAGGUGCCCGCCAUACAUGGCGUACACUUUGCCGCCACUGUGGCCGAGCGUGGCGCUGAUGUGGAGCCCACAGAUCCCUACUUUCCCAUGCAAUGGUAUCUAAAGAACACCGGACAGAAUGGCGGCAAGGUGCGUCUGGAUCUGAACGUGCAGGCGGCCUGGGCCCAAGGCAUCACCGGCAAGAAUGUGACAACAGCCAUAAUGGAUGAUGGCGUCGACUAUAUGCAUCCGGAUCUCAAAUUCAAUUAUAAUGCCGAGGCGAGCUAUGACUUCAGCAGCAACGAUCCUUUUCCCUAUCCGCGCUACACCGACGAUUGGUUUAACAGUCAUGGCACUCGCUGCGCUGGCGAAGUAGCUGCUGCCAGAGAUAAUGGGAUUUGCGGCGUGGGCGUUGCUUAUGAUAGCAAAAUCGCAGGCAUACGCAUGCUGGAUCAGCCCUAUAUGACGGACCUAAUCGAGGCCAACUCCAUGGGCCACGAGCCGCACAAAAUUCACAUCUACAGCGCUUCCUGGGGACCCACCGACGAUGGCAAAACGGUCGAUGGGCCACGCAAUGCCACCAUGCGCGCCAUUGUCCAGGGCGUGAAUGAGGGCCGCAAUGGACUGGGCAACAUUUAUGUGUGGGCCUCGGGCGAUGGUGGGGAGGAGGACGAUUGCAACUGUGAUGGCUACGCUGCUUCCAUGUGGACCAUAUCCAUUAACAGCGCCAUCAAUGAUGGCCAAAACGCGCACUACGACGAGAGCUGCAGCUCAACGCUUGCCUCCACCUUCAGCAAUGGCGCCAAGGAUCCCAACACAGGCGUUGCCACCACCGACUUGUACGGCAAGUGCACCACAACGCAUUCGGGCACCAGCGCUGCCGCACCCGAGGCAGCUGGUGUCUUUGCCUUGGCCUUGGAGGCAAAUCCACAGCUCACUUGGCGCGAUAUACAGCAUCUGACAGUGUUGACAUCGAAACGCAAUUCGCUGUUUGAUGCCAAGAAUCGAUUCUACUGGACUAUGAACGGCGUUGGCCUGGAGUUCAAUCACCUCUUCGGGUUCGGUGUGCUCGAUGCGGGCGCUAUGGUUACCCUAGCUAAGCAAUGGCAUUCGGUGCCAGCGCGUUAUCAUUGCGAGGCGGGCGAGAUAAAGCAGGCGCAGCCAAUUAUAAUGGGACGCUCGUUGUUUUGGGAAAUCAAAACAGAUGCAUGCAAGGGCACAGAUACGGAGGUGAACUACUUGGAGCAUGUGCAGGCUGUAAUAACAGCAAAUGCAUCACGUCGUGGCGAUCUAGAGCUCUUCCUUACCUCGCCCAUGGGCACCAAAUCAAUGAUUCUGUCGCGUCGCGCUAAUGAUGAUGACCAUCGUGAUGGCUUUACCAAAUGGCCUUUCAUGACCACACACUCCUGGGGCGAGUACCCACAGGGCGUAUGGAAAUUGGAGGCUCGCUUUAACUCAGCCCAAACGCGCUUGGGCCAUCUUAUCGAAUGGUCUUUGGUGCUGCAUGGCACAAAGGAGGCACCUUAUCGCACCUUGUCGCCCUCCUCGCCGCACUCCAAGCUGGCCAUUGUUAAGAAAGCGCACGAGGAUAAGAAGAUGAAGUAAUUGGUGUACCCAAGCAGCGUGGCGUCCAUAUUACAUUGAGUUCUCUCUCUCUCUCUCUCUUUAUAAGUUUUGAGUGUUUGCAGCGCAUUUGAUUGUGCUGCUGGCUGUGUUUUGGUUUUCAAAUGGGAUUGAAUUGUAACUUGAGUCUACUAACUUUAUGAUUUAUGCGCAGGCUUUUAGGAAUUUGCUCUAGUUGAAUAUUAAAUUGAGCUCAAAGUUCACCUAAGUUUAAUAUAAAAUUCUCAGUUGCUAGGUCUAUGUACCUUGGGUACGUCAGGCAGCAGUUUUGAUGCUUCAGUUCUUCGUUGUUAUGGGAUUUUCAAAAGCGCACAGUUUUAAAAUGUAGAGACACAAAUUUUUGCAUUAACGUAAAGUAACAUAAAGUAGUUGAAAUACAAACAGACAGACACACAUACACACAGAUACAUACAUACAUACAUAUAUAGCAAAAGGAAAUCCGUUAGAAACGUUAACAAAAACAGGUAUAGCGUAGUCGUUGAGAAAGUUAUGGAGCAUUGAAGCGAGUACAUUAAACUAAACGUCAUUAACUUGAAACUUGAAACUGUCUUGUAAAUGUAUCUACUAUAUCCUCCCCUAUAUAUAUACAUACAUAACGUAACUAUUUAUAGCUGUGUACUAUGAUGCUCCUAGACUCUAACUCUAACUCAAACAAUUGACUAGCUUAAAGUAUUCUAAAGCCAUCUUAUUUGUCCUAUAUUAAAACAUAAAAUGUUGAACUUAUAAAUGUGGCACACUGCUUCCAUAUUAAAGCUGUCUAUAUAAAUAUACUUAUAUGAUCUAAAAUAUUUAAUUUAUAAUUUUAUUUAGUUACUUAUACUUGCAUGUAGAUUGCAUUUAAUACGCAGUUUUCAGUUUAUUUCGGGGGCCAAAAGAAAAACAAAAACAGAACCAUCAUAGCAUUGUUUAGAAUGAAAUCAAAAAAAGUAAAAUGUGUUAUAUAUGAGAAAUAUAAAAAAAGUUAACGUACUUAGCGCAUAAGCAAGUGCAGCUUUGACUCCAUGUGUAGAGCGCGUGUAAACAAAUAAAAAUUUUAUUUGUGCAUUGCGCAUUGUUAAAGUUCUUGGUUUAAAGCAGAAGCAGCAGGCUAGUAACAAAGCAUAACUAUUAUUAUAUGAACAAAGUAUUCAAAGUACAUAGCAUAAUGUGUAAUAAACAUAAACCUUGACAUAUGG